AUGAACUUUUGCAACUCUGCGUGGUCGUACACGCUCCUUAUCGUCGAGCCUCCUGACCCAAUCCCGGUCACUGUUGACACGGCUCAUAACUGCCAAACUCAAGGCGGUGAGCGGGAGAAGAACAAGAAGAUCUGCUGCUCUUGGACUGCUACUCUCAACCUUGGGGUGUGGAUGUCUGUCGUCGUCCGAAUUGCGACGCUCUUUUGCAUUUUAUUCUAUCGGGCCUCCGCUGGACCAGUGGCUCCCAUCCCCGACCCAGUGUUUUUAUGGCUGUCGAUACCAGAAAUGUGGACAUGCAAAAGCGCCCCGAUAUUCUGGUCAUUUGAAAACUCAGAGAGCCUUCCUAUGUACAUCUCCAUAACCAAUGCCGGCGUUACACAGGCUCCCAAACCCUCCGCCACGUCCGUCGGCCAUGUCGAUAGGAGCGCAGACCCAGAGCUGCUAACAAUGCAGAUUUCCGGUUUACUCGACGCUGCGGAACGCACAUUCACUUGGGCGCAGGCCAACGUUACUGAGGGUUGGUACGCACUGAUCGCUACCUUUCUCACAACGAGCGCUCUUCAAGUCUCGAGUCCUUUCUUUGUGAACGAGGGCGAUAUAUCCUGCUUAUCAACGACAACAAACUUGAAGCCCAAAUCUUCUGCGCCAGGCAGCAUCAUGCUGAGUCCAAGUUCUGCAUUUACACCAGCCUCUAGCACAGUCUCAUCCUCGCCCACAACUUUUGCCACAAAAACAUCCCACGUUGAACUCCCAGAGAUGCUUGGUGGGGUGUUCGGAGGCAUUUUAAUUGGAGGUCUAUUCGUUGCGGGACUAUUCAAGUCGCUCGGGUUCAUUAAGCGGCGACGCACUGCAACUUCGAGUGGCUCGAUGGACCGUAACCAGAGCAGAUUUAGGCCUGGCAUACGGUUUCCCCUCCGCCAGAGGCUUAUUACGCCACAUACAGAGCUAUCAAAUCUUGGUCGUCACGAGUUCGAGUCGCAGUCCUCCUCUUUUGGCACUCGUAUCGCUCGUAAUAGCAGUGAUGCCAACCUGGUUGACCUACGGCGUUGGUUCAUGCAGCGAAGAGGAUCAUCGCAGCUGCAAAAUCCUUUCGACACACCCGCCGGGAGCGUCCGACAAUCAUCGUCGUCUAUGCCUUCCUACCAAACUAUCAGCAGCAAUUGUGAAUCUGCAUCAACUGGCGCCGUUAUUGUACCCCCAAGUCCAGCCUAUCCUUCCGGGAGCUCGCUUAUUUCAAGGACGGAUGUGGUUAUGGACGGAAUGUAUAAUAUGCACGAUCCUGCCUUGUUACCACACCGUUCUGACCCCAGUUGA
Molecule: messenger RNA, 1314 nt
Organism: Mycena indigotica
Lineage: Eukaryota; Fungi; Basidiomycota; Agaricomycetes; Agaricales; Mycenaceae
Exons: 3
Coding region: 1-1314 (437 amino acids)
Source: RefSeq, a predicted model, not a curated record